Molecule: messenger RNA, 4394 nt
Organism: Danio rerio (zebrafish)
Lineage: Eukaryota; Metazoa; Chordata; Actinopteri; Cypriniformes; Danionidae
Source: RefSeq, a predicted model, not a curated record
UACAGUUAGAGUGUCCGCUGUUAGAGUCGUGUAAGCUUUUUAGGGUAAAGUUAUGUCAUAGUUGGAAACUUAAAGUUUUUUUUUUUUUUUUUUUUUGGUAACAUAAUUACUCAUAAUUAGAAACUGUCGUUUCAGUAAGGGGUCUUGUGGCGAGUUUUGUUAUAAUAAAUAGUCGCUAUAUCAGUUCAAAAUCAAACACAAAACGAAUAUUUAUAAUGCCCAUCGAAAUCUGAAUUUGCUGGAAACAUCAACAUUAUGAAGAGGAUUUCCACCUUCUUUCAGAUUUUACUACUAACGUGCAGUGUAUUCGGUGCUGAUGCUGAGAUGAAGGCAGUAUCAGUGAUGGAGGGAGAUUCUGUCACUUUAAACCCUGAUCAGGAAUUACAGGGGAUUGUUCUGCUACUUUGGAAGUUUGGAGACAACGGUUCCACCAUUGCUCACAUCAGUGGAAAUAAGACCUCAUAUCCUACUAAGCAGAAGAUAUUUACAGACAGACUGAUGCUGAAAGAGACUGGAUCUCUUACCAUCAACAACAUGAGACACAAUCACUCUGGACGUUAUAAACUAGAGGUAGACCACAGUGGAGGGAGAUUAGAAUCAAGCUUCUUUGUUACUGUAGAUGAGCCUCCACUUGUUUUUGAAGCUUAUCAAGCUGAAAGAAAAAGCUUGACAGUGACAGAGGGAUAUCCAGUCAUUCUUCACACUGGUAUUACUAAACUACACGGAGAUGAGCUGAUAGUGUGGAGGUUUGGUGUUGAAGGAAAACUCCUGGCUAAAGAAGAUAAAGAGAUCAAGAGUCCACCAUAUUAUGAUACUGAUGAGAGAUUCAAAGGCAGACUAAAGCUAAAUGACCAGACUGGAUCUCUGACCAUCAACAACAUGAAAGACACAGAUGCUGGACUUUAUACAGUGAAGAUCAACAACAACAAACUGACAACAUACAGAGAUUUCACUGUUACUGUCAGUGGUUCAGGUCUGACUUCAGCUGCUGUAGCAGGAAUUAUUAUUGGUCUGCUGAUGCUGUUUGCUGUUGUAGCUGGAUCGGGUUUUCUUUACCAUCGCCGCAUGAUUGCUGAACAACAGAAACACAUGGUAAAAAAAAUACAUACAGCAGAGAGAGAAAAUGUGACUUUAAAGACUAAAACUAAACUACUUGAAGGUGAUGAGAUCCAGUGGUGGUUUAGCAAUGAAAACUUCCUAAUAGCUGAAAUAAUUGAAGGGAUUGGAGAGACAUAUGAUGGUCUUGAUGGGAGAUUCAGUGACAUCCUGGAGCUGGACAAGAAGACUGGGUCUCUGAACAUCAAGAACAUCAGACGUAAACACACUGGUGAUUAUAGGUUAAAGAUAAUCAAGCGGAGCAGAGAAACCUCAAAUUUUAAUUUCAGUGUUUAUAUUAAAGAGGAGAAAAUGAUAGUGAGUUGUGGAGAAUCUGUCACUCUUAAGGCUGAUGCUGAAAUACAGAGAGAGGAUGAGGUACAGUGGCUGUUUCAUAUUGAAAAUGAUCUGAUUGCUAAAAUGACCGGCAACACCAGAGAGAUAACAUAUCCUGAUGAGAGAUUCAGAGACACACUGAAGAUGGACGAGAAGACUGGAUCUCUGACCAUCAAUAACAUUGGAGAUGAACAUACUGGACUUUAUAAAGUGAAGGUCAUCAGCAGAGGAGAAGCCACGUACAAGACAUUCACUGUUUACAUUAACGCUCUCAUAAAUGAAAAGUUCAUUUUUGACGGAAGGAUAGGAGAAUCUGUCACACUAAAACCUUAUAUUAAAAUACAGAGAAAUAAUGAAAUACAGUGGAUGAUUGGAGAUCAAGACUGUCUAAUUGCUAAAAUGACCAGAGGAGCUAGAAAGAUAACAUACCACGAGAGAUUUAGAGACAGACUAAUGCUGAAUGAGAAGACUGGAUCUCUGACCAUCAACAACAUCACUAUUGAAGACAACAGAGAUUAUAAACUGAAGAUCAUCAGCAGCAGUGGAACCACUGUAAAGAAAUUCAGUGUUUUUAUCAAAGGGGAGCCAAGUUUUUUCUGUGUGGGACAUACAGCUGUUCUACAGUGUGCUGCAGAGAUACAGACUGAUGAGAUCGAAUGGAGGUUUAAAGGUGAGGAGUCUCCCAUAGCUGAAGUGAAAGGUGGACAGAUCGUUCCAUAUAAUGGUCCUAAUAGGAGAUUCAGAGACAGACUGGAGGUUGAUAAAAGUAAUGGAUCACUGAUCAUCAAGAACAUCAGACGUGAGCAUGAGGGGCUUUAUAAGCUAAAGAGAAAGAGUUCCGGCACAGGAGACCGUGUCAAUGCAUUCACUGUUACGCUCUGUGAUUCCAUUAUUGUCGGAUGGGUAGGAAAAUCUGUCACACUAAAGUCUGAUACUGAAAUACAGAGAAACUAUGAAAUACUGUGGCUGAUUGAAGACAGUCUAAUUGCUAAAUUGACCAGAGAAGCUAGAGAGAUAACAUAUUACAGAUUCAGAGACAGACUAGUGCUGGACGAGGAGACUGGAUCUCUGACCAUCAACAACAUCACUGUUGAAGACAACAGAGAUUAUAAACUGAGGAUCAUCAGCAGCAGUGGAACCACUGUAAAGAAAUUUGGUGUUCUUACCAAAGGGGAGCCAAUGUCAUUCAAUGAGGGAGAUACAGCUGUUCUACAGUGUGCUGCAGAGAUACAGACUGAUGAGAUUGAAUGGAGGUUUAAAAGUGAGGAGUCUCCCAUAGCUGAAGUGAAAGGUGGAAAGAUCAUUCUAUAUAAUGGUCCUGAUAGGAGAUUCAGAGACGGACUGGAGGUUGAUAAAAAGACUGGAUCACUGAUCAUCAGUAACAUCAGAUGUGAGCAUAAGGGCCUUUAUCAACUAAUGAAAAAGAGUUCCAGCACAGGAGACCAUAUCAGUGCAUUCGAUGUUAUGGUCUAUGGUUCCACAGGAAACCAAGUGAAGGACUCAGUGACUGAAAAAUCACCAUUGUUGUAUGAAGAUGAUCAGAAUGUCGUGUAUGAGAAUGAGAGGAUGAGUUCACUUUAAUGAGAGAAGACACGCCCACCAAUGCCAAUCACUGUGACAUCAUCAACAUUUAAAGGUGACAUAUAGUGCAUUGUUUCAGUUAGUUGAAUUAUUUUGUAUUAUCUACAGGUAACAGUCUGUGUUUUGGCUGACAAACUUCUGGUGACUUAAAAACUUCAAACUGAUUAAGAACUUUACCUAAAGUACAUGCAAAUGUUGAGAGCAUGCUAACUAAUAGUCCCGUGUGCAACUUAACAGUCUAAUAGAUUUUCAAGAGAACGAGGAAACAAGGAGGUUUGAGGCUCAUGAGGUAUGGCUGUUUCCAUGUGCGCAGCAAUUAUUAUUCAGUUAUUCCUAGGUAUAACCAGAUUUUCAUUAUAUAGCACUUUUAAAGCUCCAGCUACAACCACAAAUCAUGUUUCUGCUUUUCUGAGCUUCUAGAAUCCGUCCAGUGAAUGUAGGAAACAAAAGUGUGUUUGAUCAGCGUUAAACUCUUGCGUGCACGUAUGUGUAUGUGUAUGUGUGUGUGUGUGUGUGUGUGUGUGUGUGUGUGUGUGUGUGUAUAAAAAGAUUCUGUGUUUAGAUGAAGAUGGAAGUGUGUUGCUAAAACACUUGAUAUCAUUUUAUAAAUGUUACUCAUCAUAUCUGUUAUUCUGUUAGUAGUUUAAUUCUCAGAGCUUUGAUUGAGUGUGAUUGUAGACAGCGAUCAGCUUUUAUCAUAUGUUUUACCACAGCAGUGUUUCUCUAAUCAUUGCGUUAGAUGUGUUUUAAUUUUAAUAAUUAACACCAAUAUCAGGAUAAUGGCACUGUUUUUGGGUCUCGGGUAUGAAACCCACAUUUCAGAAACAUCUUGACCAUCAGUGCCAGACCUCUAUUCAGUCUAUUAUUGUUACACGUUUAUUGAAGAAGUUAAUCAGCUGUAACUCUUAUUUACAGUAUUUUACUUUUCAUUUAAACUUUAUACUUUUCAUUAUUUACUAUUAUUGAGUCUAUUAUUUCACUCUCAUUUUAUUAUGCUUUAAAAUGUUGUUCUGAAGUGAAUCUUCCUUAUGUAAAUCUGAUCUGCGUGUCAAAUUUAGUAUAUAAAGGACUUUGUAUUUAUGUUGAAGCACUUAAAUUAGCCUUUAACUAAAGCUCUUGUUCAACUCGAGCACUUCCUGAAGUGACGUCGCACUGUUGUGAAAUUGCCUUUGAUUUAUUGAUGAAUCUGUUGGUCAUUUUUGACGACUGCAUGUUCAUAAUGAAUACAUGUCAAAUACUUACUGAAACUUUCUGUCCUCAAGUUUAGUGGACGAAUAUUGUUUCUAGUUUUGCUUUCUAACAACUGUUUUAAAACACAAAACACUUGAAAAUGUAUUCAAUUGGUAUUCGAGCCAAAAAUAAUAAAGAAAAUUUGUGUGAAA